Molecule: messenger RNA, 957 nt
Organism: Rattus rattus (black rat)
Lineage: Eukaryota; Metazoa; Chordata; Mammalia; Rodentia; Muridae
Gene: Tnfsf11
Product: TNF superfamily member 11
Exons: 5
Coding region: 1-957 (318 amino acids)
Biological process (GO): immune response
Cellular component (GO): membrane
Molecular function (GO): tumor necrosis factor receptor binding
Source: RefSeq, a predicted model, not a curated record
AUGCGCCGGGCUAGCCGAGACUACGGCAAGUACCUGCGCGGCUCGGAGGAGAUGGGCAGUUGCCCUGGCGUCCCACACGAGGGUCCGCUGCAUCCCGCGCCUUCAGCACCCGCUCCGGCGCCGCCCCCCGCCGCCUCCCGCUUCAUGUUCCUGGCGCUCCUGGGGCUGGGGCUGGGCCAGGUGGUCUGCAGCAUCGCUCUGUUCCUGUACUUUCGAGCGCAGAUGGAUCCUAACAGAAUAUCAGAAGACAGCACGCGCUGCUUCUACAGAAUUCUGAGACUCCGUGAAAAUACAGGUUUGCAGGACUCGACUCUGGAGAGCGAAGACACGGAAGCACUACCUGACUCAUGCAGGAGAAUGAAACAAGCCUUUCAAGGGGCCGUGCAAAGGGAAUUACAGCACAUUGUGGGGCCACAGCGCUUCUCAGGAGUUCCAGCUAUGAUGGAAGGUUCGUGGCUCGAUGUGGCCCGGCGGGGCAAGCCUGAGGCUCAGCCGUUUGCACACCUCACCAUCAAUGCUGCCAACAUCCCAUCGGGUUCCCAUAAAGUCAGUCUGUCCUCUUGGUACCAUGAUCGAGGCUGGGCCAAGAUCUCUAACAUGACGUUAAGCAACGGAAAACUAAGGGUUAACCAAGAUGGCUUCUAUUACCUGUAUGCCAACAUUUGCUUCAGGCACCACGAAACCUCAGGGAGCGUACCUGCGGACUAUCUUCAGCUGAUGGUCUAUGUCGUUAAAACCAGCAUCAAAAUCCCAAGUUCGCAUAACCUGAUGAAAGGGGGGAGCACUAAGAACUGGUCAGGGAAUUCUGAAUUCCACUUUUAUUCCAUAAAUGUUGGAGGAUUUUUCAAGCUCCGGGCUGGUGAGGAAAUUAGCGUCCAGGUGUCCAACCCUUCCCUGCUGGAUCCGGAUCAAGAUGCAACGUACUUUGGGGCUUUCAAAGUUCACGACAUAGACUGA